AUGCUGCCUUCUCCCCCUGUGAUAGUCAUCGACAUAGAUGAUCUGGAGAGCCUUCCGGAUCUUGAUAUCCAAGCUUCAACUGUUUCAGUCAAGUCGGAGCUGACGUUGGAGCCGGAGCAUCAAUCGAUAAACGAACUCAAGAGCGAGCCCAAGGAAGAACCCAAGGACGAACCAGGAGAUGAAUCUAAAGACCGAUCACAGGAACAGCCAAAGGACCAAUCACAGACCCAAUCAAACGACAAAUUUAAGCAAGACCCGAAGGAGGAACUUAAACAAGAACUCAAACAAGAAUUCAAGCAAGAAUUCAAGGAUGAGCCCAAGGAAGAGUCUAUGCUUUGCACCCUACCUAUAAUACCACCUAUCAGACGUCGGCUUGACUGCGUAGAGAUUCCUCCAAUGCGGCCAUCGCUGAGAAGAGCAUGGGAGCGGGAGCUAGCACGUGAACGAGAGCAUCACCGGUUCCGAAUCCGGCUUGUUCAUCGGACGCCUCUUUUAACAUCCCCCACGUCUUCUUGUUCACCUAGCCCAGAAACACGUUUUGUGGUAAUAGCAGGUAUUCGACUGCCUGUCUCUCGAAUGCUGGACACGAUGUUUGACUGGAUUCACCGACGGCAUGAGCUCUUUUUACGACGAUUUGAAGGUCACCCUCCCCCCUGGACGGAAGAUCCUAUUCUCAGAAAUCACCGCUUCACAAACGUCUCUAGAACAUACGACCGUGCAACUCAGUUCCUGAUAAAUAGAGUGAUUAAUGUGGGCGAUCAAACCCACGAGGAGCUUUUCUUUCGGAUGGUUUUAUUUCGGUUAUUCAACCGUAUUAGUACCUACGAAUAUCUCGAGCGUCGCUGUGGUCCACUCACUAUUGCGAAUUUCAACAUACCAAGGUGGUCCGCCGCACUUACAAGGCUGCAAAACGAAGGCAACAGUCUUUACACAGGAGCAUAUCAGGUCAAUUGGCCUAAUUUCGGUGCUGAAACCGCCAACAAACCUAGCCAUGAGAAACACUUUAUCCUUAUCAAGCACAUGCUCGAGGACGAGCUUCCUGAAAAGAUGAGGAGAUACAAGCGAUUGAAGGACGCUUUCGAAAGCAUACUGUUAUACCCCAGCUGCGGUCAAUUUAAUAGCUACCAGCUUGCCCUGGACUUGAACAUGCUUCCCGAAGUUAACUACGAUCAAGACACUUGGGCACCAGUUGGUCCAGGCUCCAUGCGUGGAUUACUUAAGAUGUUUGGUCCUCGUGAUCAACAUUGGCGUCGCCUUGGAGUUGAUACGAAUCAACCUAUUCAUGGGCCAGGUCUAUGUCCUCCCAGAAUCGGGUUGCCUGAAAUUGAGCAUGGCCUCUGUGAGGUCGAUAAGUAUUCACGAAUGAAAUAUCCCGAAAUCAAACUCGGAGGCGGAAAGACUCCCACAACCAUCAAGCACCGAUUUAAAGAAGAGUUGGCUACUCAACCUGUCACCCGCGACCUUCCACUUAAGUGGCAGAAGAUGUAUCCAUGUCCGUGA
Molecule: messenger RNA, 1500 nt
Organism: Rhizoctonia solani
Lineage: Eukaryota; Fungi; Basidiomycota; Agaricomycetes; Cantharellales; Ceratobasidiaceae
Exons: 3
Coding region: 1-1500 (499 amino acids)
Source: RefSeq, a predicted model, not a curated record